Molecule: messenger RNA, 2098 nt
Organism: Syngnathus acus (greater pipefish)
Lineage: Eukaryota; Metazoa; Chordata; Actinopteri; Syngnathiformes; Syngnathidae
Product: lysine-specific demethylase 9
Exons: 7
Coding region: 11-2098 (695 amino acids)
Cellular component (GO): nucleus
Source: RefSeq, a predicted model, not a curated record
CGCUUUAAAAAUGGCAACAUUAGCGGACUCAUUAUGCAUAAGAAUAGAAGAAAAUAAAACGAUAGCUCCAUUGCGCGAAGAGAAGAGAAGCAAGAAGAGGGACCUAUUCGACAAGAGACGUGCAAAGGAACAAGACCAAAAGGUGAAUCUCCAUCCUCAGGAGCGCCGUGGCCCCAAGUGGCACCAGCUGCAUGGCCAUCCUCUCAACUUGAGCGCGGGUGAGCAUGGCCAUAGCAGCCAUCAUCAGCAUCAGCAUCAUCAUCAGCAUCAUUUCGCCAAGAAGAACCUGCCUCCUCCUCCUUCUCUAUAUCCUGCUUUGCCGAGGAAGGCACCUGAGCAUCAUCCUAAGCAAGGACAUUUGUCUUCCCAACCAACUAGCCUCUUCACUUUCACACUUGCAAAACAAUCAGAGUGCAAAGUUUCAACGAGGGACGGUCACUUGAAGGUGAAGAUUAAGAAAGAAAACACCCUAGCAAAGGUGGGACUUGCAGAAGUAAAGAGCAAUACAGAGUCCAAGUGCCACAAAGUCAAUGUGACAUCUCUGACGCUGGAGAACUCCAUCCGAAAGAAGAAGAAAAAGAUGCAUCGUGAGGAGGAGCGCAGCGGCAAAAAGGUACCACAGAUGAGCAACAAAUCUGUUCAAACAAUAUGCGCGGAGUCGGGACUGGGUUCAUUUCACUCCGAUCCGGCCUCAUGUGGCAACUUCAAGCAAGAACAUCAUGACCAGCCAGGCAGAGACCCUCCAAGUCACUCUCUCGCCCCAUUUCUAUCUCAUCAAGACCAAUACAUCCGCAGGUCCUUCCUGCAAACAGGCUCCUACGGUCGCUUUAUGCACGAGGAAAGGCAAGCCAACGGCGGAGCGUCGGUUCUGCACGCUUACGCCGACGAGCUGGCCUGCCUCAGUCCAGCUCAGAUGGAGUGCUUCUCCCAGGAAUUCCUUCAGUUGGCUUUUGCCGAGAAGCAAAGCGGCGCCGCCUCGUACGCCUUAGCGGUGGUGCACGGUGCGGCCGCCUUCCUACCGGAUUUCCUCGACUACUUUGCCUUUAACUUCCCCAACACGCCGGUCAAAAUGGAGAUGCUGGGCAAGAAAGACAUUGAAACAACCACAAUUGACAACUUUCGCUCUCAGGUCAAACGUACAUACAGUUGCGGAACUUACCGGGCCGGACCCAUGAGGCAAAUCAGCUUGGUGGGAGCCGUAGACGAGGAAGUGGGAGACUAUUUCCCAGAAUUCCUUGACAUGUUGGAGGAAUCGCCAUUACUAAAGAUGACCCUUCCGUGGGGAAGCCUCUCCAGUCUGAAGCUGGACUGCCGCUCACAGAGUGACGACGGGCCCAUAAUGUGGGUCAGACCCGGAGAACAAAUGGUGCCAACUGCCGACGGGUCCAGUUCAACUUUGAAACGUCGCAGGUCCAUGAAUGAGAUCAAACAUUUGCACUACCUGCCGAGAGCAAGCGAACCCAGAGAGGUUCUGUUUGAGGAUCGCACCAAGGCCCAUGCGGACCACGUGGGCCAGAGCUCAGACUGGCAAAGUACUGCUGCUGUGGGAGUGCUGAAAGCUGUGCACUUUGGUGAAAGGAAUAAUCGACCUCGUGUCACCAAAGAUGUUGUGUGUUUCCAUGCGGGUGACUUCAAUGAAGUUGUGCAACAACUGCAGCUGGAUCUGUUCGAGCCUCCAGUUUCUCAGUGUGUUCAGUGGUUGGAUGAUGCCAAGCUCAACCAGUUGAGAAGAGAAGGCAUCCGUUACAUCCGCUCCCAGCUCUGCGACGACGACAUUUAUUUCAUUCCACGGAACGUCAUCCACCAGUUCAAAACGGUGUCGGCGGUCUGCAGCCUGGCCUGGCACAUCCGCCUCAAACAUUACCAGAAGGACGAGAAGGCCAAAGAGCAGCUGAGACCCAGCGAUCUUAGCUCCUUUUCAGGCCACAUCUCGUCCAGCCUGGCCAAGUUUGCCACCCCCGUUGUCCGACCACAAGGUGGGUUUCCCAAGACUGAAGAACGGGUCUUAAAGCCAGCCACACCCUCGAAAAAGCCUCUUCUGCCGCCACUAAAGUCAGUCGAAUCCUCUUGCUUACCUCACCGUGUAAGACAAUUUUGA